This is a messenger RNA of Schistosoma margrebowiei, 1626 nucleotides long. The record is from the annotation of a GenBank genome assembly. Lineage: Eukaryota; Metazoa; Platyhelminthes; Trematoda; Strigeidida; Schistosomatidae.
CUUUGUUCCUGUCUAGCGCUACUUUUGUACAUUUCGUUACUGCCACCUUCAUGUAUUGGUUGUCCAGAUUAGUUUAAAGUGCAUUUUAAUGCUCUAGGAAGUAAUUGCAACAAAACUUUACAUCUUUACUAUGUCUAAUGGGUAAUACCAUUGCUCCGAGGAUCGAGAACGCUGAGAAGACUGGUGUUUUACAAGUCAGUGGCUUAAAAUUAAAAAAGGUUCCUGAACAAGUAAAACACCUUCGUAAUCUUCGUAGUUUAGAUCUCUCAAAUAAUAAAAUUGAAAAUAUCGACCCAUGGAUAUCUGUAUUAAAAAAUCUUAAGGUUCUAAACGUUGAAAACAACAAAUUAAAAUGUUUUCCUGCAGAACUAUAUCUACUAACAAAAUUGGAAUCAUUAAAUGGAAACAGUAAUUUCUUAAUUAAUUUUAUCACACCUGGAGCAAUUGUCAAUUUAAAUGAAUUAUCUUGUCUACGUACUGUAAAUUUAAGUCAUAAUUAUUUAACUGAAUUUCCUGUGGAACUGUGUUUAAAGUCAAUACCUAUCAAUGUGAUUGAUUUGUCAAAUAAUCAAAUUAGUAUUAUACCGAAUGCUAUCGCUUCAUUACAGGCCAUUGAAAUUAACUUGAAUUCGAAUAAAAUAUCAAUUAUAUCCAAUGGCAUAGCCCAAUGUGAACGAUUGAAAGUUUUACGCUUAGAACAUAAUUGUUUACGAUUAGAAAAUUUCCCAACCGAAUUACUAACAAAUUCACAAGUCUCCUUAAUAUGUGUCGAUGGAAAUUCAUUCAAUAUGAAAGAUUUUUACAAUUUACCCGGUUAUUCAAAAAGAUGGACAGUGACUAACAGUGUAUUCGAGGGAGCGCGUUUCUUCCUAUUUUGGGUUCACCAACUGGAUCUACCUGUAUCCCAGAUUCGAUGUCCACUCCGGGACUUGAACCCAGUGCCAUUCGCUUCAGAUGCUGUCACAUUAUCCACUUAGCUACUGAAUCCAGACAGCCACUGGUAUGUGCAAUGGGUUAGGUUUUAAUUCAUAUAUCUUGGUUGUUUGAUCCUCCAUCAUCUUUUAAGACUGUAGUUUAUCGGAUUUCGGAACGAACAUCAAAUUUAAGAUACUAGUUCACCCGAUUGAUUAUCCCACUUUUAGCCACUAUCCAUCUCUGCUUAUUGCAUUAUUUUUUGUCUUUCGUUGUAUCACACUAUUAUAACUAACUAACGAACUGAUUUAUUUAGUCAGUUUGUGUUAUCUCACUUUUGUAGUAUAUGGAACGUUUUACAGCAAUGAAGAAAAAAGCUGCUUAAAAAACAUACAAAAACGAAGACAAUUCUUUCUGGUGAAAAUCAAACACAACUAUUAUCGUUAUCACACUCUUUCUGAGCGACUAUUUCUGCUAACUUUUCGCAUAUUUAUAUAUGCAUGUGCGUGUAGUUGGCGAUUAUUAUUUCAUGAUCGAUAAUUAUUUGAAAAAUAGCCAAUUCAUCACCCAAAUAUUCACACACCCGUCCACUUGCCUACUUUUGGUUUUCUCUUCUUUUUGUAACUUACUUUUUUUUCAGAGAGUAAGUAUUUACACACAGGUUGUUUAUAUAAUGUAAAACCGUACAAUACUGAGUAAUAUAAUUUAUUUAUU